AUGGCUGAUACAGCUGCGGUGAUCCCAUUGUCGCAAGGCGCUGGUUAUGGAGUCGUUGUUGGUCUCGGAGCGUUAUUUGCUUUUGGAAUGAUAGCAGUCAGUGAGGUUAUGAAAAGACGGGGAAACGUUGAAAAUUCCGAAGAGUUCACUGUUGCAAAGAGAUCUCUUGGAACUGGGUUGACUGCCGCUGGUGUGACAUCUUCUUGGACAUGGAGUACCACCCUCCUCUCCUCGGUAACUGUUGCUUACGAAUAUGGUGUUGCCGGCUCGUUCUUCUACGCUGCUUGCAACAGUACGCAAAUCAUGGUUUUCAGCAACUUGGCUAUUCAAACUAAGAGAAAAGCUCCUAAUGCCAGAACAUUCCUUGAAAUCAUCCGUGUCCGAUAUGGUACAAUCGCGCAUUUCUCGUUUAUGUUCUUUAGUUUGGCUUCCAAUAUCUUGGUUGUUUCAUCCAUUUUGAUUGGCGGUGCGGCAGCUAUCAACUCAUUGACUGGGAUGAAUGUUUAUGCCAGUCUUUGGUUGCUUCCUCUUAGCGUUUCUGCAUACACUAUGCGAGGUGGGUUGAGAGCUACUAUUCUCACAGACUACAUUCACACAGCUAUCAUCUUGAUCGUCAUUUUGUUUUUCUGGUUCAAGGUCUACGCUUCUGGAACGCAAAUUGGAUCCCCGGGAAAGAUGUGGGACCUCCUCAUUGAAGCCGCUCAGCGAAAUGACUACUCAGCACCGACUAGAGACGGAAGCUAUCUCACCAUUCGAUCCCUAGGUGCGCUCAAGUUUGCCAUCCUCAGUAUUCUCGAAUAUACCGGUGUCGUCUUCCUAGACAAUUCUUUUCACCAAAAGGGCAUUGCGGCAGAUCCUGCAUCCGCGAUUCCCGGCUAUGUUCUCGGAGGGCUGGCUUGGUAUGCAAUGCCUUUUACCUUGGCUACCACGAUGGGUAUUUUGGCAAUUGCGCUGGAAAACACACCUGCUUUUCCCACGUAUCCUAGAAGAAUGAAUUCCAAGGAGAUUGGUGCUGGGUUGGCUUUACCUUACGCCGCCCAGACAAUUGCUGGUAAAGGUGGUGCUGGUGCAGGCGAGUUACCCGAUAUCCCUGGAUCAUGUCGGAGAAUCAUUACUAAUUUGUGUCGAAGUAUAGUCCUCGUACUAAUGUUUAUGAGCUGCACCAGUGCCAUUUCCAGUGUACUUAUCGGCGUCUCCACCGUUCUGUCUUACGAUAUCUACAAGACUUACCUCAACCCUAAAGCUACCGAUGAUCAAGUACUCCGUGUAGGGCAUUGGUGCGUUGCCGGCUUUGCUAUCUUCAUGGCUGCCUUUGCUACCAUGCUUCACGGAGUGAACAUUGAUUUAGGUUUCAUAUACAAUAUGACAGGUAUCUUCACAGGCUCAGCACUUCCCGCCCUCGUCGGCACAUUCUUCUCGUCACGACAAGGAGCACUAGCAGCGACCGCAUCUAUCUGGACUGGAUUCUUUGCCGCAGUCAUAACAUGGUUAACCUUGGCUCAGCGCUUCUCUGGAACCGUAAACAUCACAUCUGUCGGAGCAACCGAUCCGUGUUUAUACGGAUGUAUCGCGGGCAUUGGCGCAGCAGCCGUAAUUACCAUCAGCAUUUCCAUUUUCCACAACGCUCGUUAUGGGUGGGAAACCCUCGGUGCAAUUCGCUUGACCGAUAGUGAAGGAAACGAUAAAGAUGUCGCUUAUGAGGACCCAACUUACGACCCAGAACGCCUGAGAAAGGCGGCUUAUGUUGCUCGUGCUAUCACUCUGUUCUUAUUCUUAGCCUUGUUUAUUAUCUGGCCCUUGACUUUAUACGGCACCGCAUACAAGUUCUCGAAGAAGUUCUUUACGGGAUGGGUCAUAGUAUCCCUGCUCUGGGCGUUCUUUUCCUUUUUCACCGUUACGGUAUUCCCUAUCAUCGAAGGGCGACACCUGCUCCUAUCGUGGGCGAAGGAUCUCUUUGGCAAACGCAGCAAGGCGACUCAUACAGAGGAGUUUGAUCACCAUCAACAUGGUCAGCGGUAUGAUGACUCGGAGGCGGUUCUGGAAGAGAAGACGGCUGUAGGUGAUAGGGCUGUGCCGCUUGAUUCGAGUUGGGAAAAGUAG
This is a messenger RNA of Lachnellula hyalina, 2100 nucleotides long. Its product is annotated as putative urea active transporter. Bases 1 to 2100 code for a protein of 699 amino acids. Gene Ontology annotation, molecular function: spermidine transmembrane transporter activity; urea transmembrane transporter activity; putrescine transmembrane transporter activity. The record is from RefSeq and is a predicted model, not a curated record. Gene Ontology annotation, biological process: urea transmembrane transport; spermidine transport; putrescine transport. Gene Ontology annotation, cellular component: plasma membrane. The transcript has 9 exons. Lineage: Eukaryota; Fungi; Ascomycota; Leotiomycetes; Helotiales; Lachnaceae.